This is a messenger RNA of Harmonia axyridis, 1250 nucleotides long. RefSeq names its product pyridoxal kinase. The record is from RefSeq and is a predicted model, not a curated record. The transcript is spliced from 5 exons. Gene Ontology annotation, cellular component: cytosol. Gene Ontology annotation, biological process: pyridoxal 5'-phosphate salvage. Gene Ontology annotation, molecular function: pyridoxal kinase activity. Bases 174 to 1076 code for a protein of 300 amino acids. Lineage: Eukaryota; Metazoa; Arthropoda; Insecta; Coleoptera; Coccinellidae.
UCACAACAAAGAUUAAAUAUGACCUUGAUGUGGAUUGGUAUUGGUAAUGAAAAUUAAAUUUGAUAAGCAGCAUUAUGUACAUAGAUAAGAACUGUCUCUAUAAAUCGUAGUUUAUUUUAAUCAUUUGAUAAUAGAAUAAGUAUUUCACUGUUAUAACGUUAACUUCUUGAAAAAUGGCCGAGGAAACAACUCCAAAAAUUUUAUCAAUUCAAAGUCAUGUUGUACAUGGAUAUGUUGGAAACAGAAGCGCUGUAUUUCCAUUGCAGCUACUGGGCUUUGAAGUAGAUUUCAUCAAUUCAGUCCAGCUCUGUACACAUACUCAGUAUAAGAAAGUAACGGGCCAAAUUUUGAAAGAACAAGACUUGACUGAUUUAUUCGAAGGUCUGAAAGAAAAUGGACUAGAUAAAUAUGACUAUUUACUAACUGGUUAUGUUGGUUCUCCUUCGUUUCUAAAAGAAAUUUUGGAGGUUUAUAAGCAUUUGAAAUCAGCCAAUCCAGGUAUUGUGUUUGUUUGUGACCCGGUAAUGGGAGAUAAUGGCCAACUCUAUGUACCAGAGGAACUAGUGCCUUUAUAUCAGGAAUGUAUAGUACCUCACGCUCAUAUUCUAACUCCAAACCAAUAUGAAUUAGAAUUACUGACUGGAUUCAAGAUUAGUAAUGUAGAUGAUUGCUGGAAAGCUAUUGAGAAUUUGCAUAUGAAAGGAUGCAAAACAGUAGUGGUUUCUUCUUCAGAUUUAGGAAAAAAUGGAGAAUUAUUGGCCUUAGCCAGUACUCUAAACGGUGAAUCUUGCCAAAGAGUAUCCAUCACAUUAAAAAAAAAACAGGCAAUAUUUGUUGGUACAGGGGAUGUCUUUGCCUCUUUGAUGUUGGCUUGGAUGCACAAAACUAACAAUGAUUUAAAAGUCGCAUUAGAGAGAACAAUAGCUACCUUACAGGCUAUUUUAGACAGAACAUUGGAAUGUGCAAAAGGAAAACCUCAUACUCCAGAGAAUUUAGAACUAAAACUCAUACAAAGCAAGAGGGAUAUAGAAAAACCUCAAGUUAUACUUUCUGCUAACUGUAGUACCAGACAAUAAAUUUGAUGACUAUUAUUCCAAUGUCAGAAAUAAUAUUCUAAACAGUCUUCCAGAGUAUGGUCCAAUAUUAGAUUUUUUGUGGGCAUAAUGCUGCAUUUUAUAUCUGUUGUAAUUUGUUGUGGUAUAUAUUUUAUUAAGUAUUAUAUAGUAAUAAAUGUCGCUUAUAAUAUUGGA